Molecule: messenger RNA, 716 nt
Organism: Oncorhynchus kisutch (coho salmon)
Lineage: Eukaryota; Metazoa; Chordata; Actinopteri; Salmoniformes; Salmonidae
Product: teneurin-2-like
Exons: 2
Coding region: 58-624 (188 amino acids)
Biological process (GO): signal transduction
Cellular component (GO): membrane
Source: RefSeq, a predicted model, not a curated record
GUGAGAGCCUUGACCUGAGCCAAUCCCCUAAGAGCAGCAGCGCCGGUCACCGUGGAGAUGGACAUGAAGGAGCGUCCGCACCGCUCCCUGACCCGGGGCCGCUGCAGGAAGGACCUCCACCACGCCACCGCGUCCCUGCAGCCGGAGGAGUGCCGCGUGGCCACCCAGAAGUCCUACAGCUCCAGUGAGACGCUCAAGGCCUAUGACCGCGACACGCACCUGCACUACGGGGGCUGCGUGGCUGAGCUGGUGCGCCACGAACACCAGGAGUACGUCCGACAAGGGAGCUUCACGCUGGCGGAGCUGGGAGUGAGUGACCAACCGGCCCAGACCCAGACCCAGACCCAGACCCAGCACCAGGCUGCCUACCACUCCUCUCACUCGGAGCUGGGCUUGCUGCAGCGGGGCUACUCCCUCAGCGCCGGCUCCGAUGCAGACUCCGACCCGGAGGGGGCCAUGUCCCCGGAGCGCGCCGUACAGCUGUGGGGGGGUCACGCGAUCAAGUCCCGCCGCAGCUCCGGCCUCUCCAGCAGAGAGAACUCAGCCCUCACACUCACCGACUCCGACAACGAACACAAGUCUGACGACGAGUCAGGUAGGACAGAGAUUGGGGGAGGGACAUAAUUAUGAAGCUGAGAGGGAAAUGUGGUGGGGGUGGAAGUCUUCAUCCCUCUAUCCCCCUACCUAAAACUAUCUAACUACUACCAAAUACUACC